Messenger RNA from Talpa occidentalis (Iberian mole), 570 nucleotides. Its product is annotated as zinc finger protein 568-like. Gene Ontology annotation, biological process: regulation of DNA-templated transcription. The coding region runs from base 147 to 536 and encodes 129 amino acids. The transcript is spliced from 4 exons. The record is from RefSeq and is a predicted model, not a curated record. NCBI's taxonomy places the organism in Eukaryota, Metazoa, Chordata, Mammalia, Eulipotyphla, Talpidae.
UUAGAAUUGUGUUGUUAGCUUUGUUGCCUUGGGAGAAUUGCUAUCAUUGCAGUGCAAACUCAUCUUACUCGGUGCCGAAGACCAGCCUUGGCCAAUUGAGUGCCAGGGGUUCCUGAAGGAUGGGACAGCUUUGGCGCAAUUGAGGAAUGAGGCAGACACACACAAUGCCUUGGGGGAUGGUGUCAUUUGAGGAUGUGGCUGUGAACUUCAGCCGGGAGGAGUGGCGGGAGCUGAAUGGUGCUCAGAGGACGCUGUACCAGGAUGUGAUGCUGGAGACCUACAGCCACCUGGUGUCACUAGGUGCGGAAGCUCCGAUGCAACACCGGAGUGCUGCUGGCCCUGAAAUGAGAAGAAAUGUCCCCUCGGAGGGGAUGGUGUCAUUUGAGGAUGUGGCUGUGAACUUCACCUGGGAGGAGUGGCGGGACCUGAGUGAAGCUCAGAGGACCUUGUACCGGGAUGUGAUGCUGGAGACCUGCAGCCACCUGGUGUCACUAGGGCCUCCCUGGUGGUGCAGGCGGUUGAGCGCCACACUGUGAAGCUGUCCGCAGCCUCUGCAGCGUGGGUUUGAUC